This is a messenger RNA of Acanthochromis polyacanthus (spiny chromis), 1445 nucleotides long. Its product is annotated as Fanconi anemia group B protein-like. The record is from RefSeq and is a predicted model, not a curated record. Lineage: Eukaryota; Metazoa; Chordata; Actinopteri; Pomacentridae. Gene Ontology annotation, biological process: positive regulation of double-strand break repair via homologous recombination; interstrand cross-link repair; replication-born double-strand break repair via sister chromatid exchange. Gene Ontology annotation, cellular component: Fanconi anaemia nuclear complex.
UUUUUUUUUUUUUAAAUCGAAGAGUAAUCCAAAUGUUUUUCUAUGUGAGCUUUAUGGACCAAAGUAUGUCUGAAAUAUGGCCCAACACUUUGUAGUGACUCUUCUAAUAUGCUCUGUCAACUUGAUGUCCUGUCAGGCAUGAUGAGUCGAUCUAGUUGAGUGGAUCCAUGCAAUGCAAAGACACGGGCAAUAUUGAUAUGGCACUCCGUGUUUUAAUCCAGUGAGAAGUACGACUGUCCAUCUGUCAGACCAUGUCAUUGCUGCUCGAUUAGAUUUAUCUCAACUUCUGUGGGUAAAUUAAAAAAAAAAAAAAAAAAGCUGUCAUGUGACUAAAUUAAUGAGGCAUUCUUGUAAAGAAACCCAACACUAAUUUAGUAAAGAUGUUUAUUUGCCUCUUUGAUUGCCCCAAACUGCAAGACAGAUGCAAGGUGAUGAGGUGGUCACCAUGGCAACAAGUUUUUAAUAACUCUCCAAGAUCCUUUUGUGAAAACAAAAAGCUAUCGGAUUCCUCCAUCCACCUGUUCUUGUUUUCUCAUUUGGGAACACGCAGAGGAAAACUACUUCUGGCACGACAGCCUCAAGAGCCCACAUGUUGCUGUUUUGACUGGUCCGCUUGAUAUAGUUUCACCACCUGGAAAUACUGGUGAUAAUCAAUCCACAAGCAAUCACACCUUCACUCACACACCCACUCUGUAGUUUUGCAUCUGAUGUCCAGCGCGAUUAUCCGCUGUCCAUGUGAUAUCUGAUUGUUAGUGAUGUGUUAUUUUUGUUCCAGACCAGUGAGCACUUUGAGCUUAUCCAUCCUGACAGAGGCGAGCCAAAGCUCAACGCCCGCAGUCAUCCAGACCCGGAGCCAAGUGUUCCGGCUCCCCGCGCCCUGCCCCUCAUCAUCCUCCUCUGCCUCCACGUUCUCGGAGCCCGCAGCCAAAAGAAGCAAGCAGCAUAACGCCAGCAGACCCAAUGAUCUCAACACAUGCAGACUGGCUGUGACUGCGGUGACCAAGCUGACACCUCUUUUGAACUCCGGCUGUGUCAAGUGCAGUGUCAUGCUCCAUUACAUCCAAAGACAAGAUGCUUUUGCCCUCCUGAGCAAUCCAACGCCGGCUGUUCAUUGUGGCCAAGUUGUAUUAGACAUUAAUGAUGAUCUCCAAUCGCAGCUGCUGAAAAGCCCUCAACUCAAAACAGAUGAGGCGAGAGAGGACUUGCUGAGUCUGUUGGCAGUGCUGGAUCGCUGGGUCUUCCACAUAGACUCACCUGAUUACAGUUUAGGUGAUAUAGAUGGCUGGAUUCAGAAAAGAGUGGGCUGUAAGAAGAUAGAAGUGAGCCCUGAGUAUCUACUAUUAAAUUCUUCAGGACCAUCUGCUCUCAUGCUGCUGCGCUGGCAUCAGAUUACCCCUUUCCAAGGGGAACUGUCUGUCCAUUCCAGUAAAUCUUUUUUUUUUUGA